Messenger RNA from Didymella exigua CBS 183.55, 1935 nucleotides. RefSeq names its product Delta(24(24(1)))-sterol reductase. Gene Ontology annotation, cellular component: endoplasmic reticulum membrane. The transcript has 5 exons. Bases 283 to 1713 code for a protein of 476 amino acids. NCBI's taxonomy places the organism in Eukaryota, Fungi, Ascomycota, Dothideomycetes, Pleosporales, Didymellaceae. The record is from RefSeq and is a predicted model, not a curated record. Gene Ontology annotation, molecular function: Delta24(24-1) sterol reductase activity. Gene Ontology annotation, biological process: ergosterol biosynthetic process.
GGCUUUUUGAAGAAUAACUAAAACCGUCGCCAUCCUACCGCGGCGCCAGAUGAGGGUUCCCCCUGUUCGACGCGCUAGGUCAGCGCCUUGAUAUCUGCUUGCUGUUUAUAAACAGAGCGUGCCUUCCUCCAAGUCUUACAGUGCAACAGCUGGACACUCACCCUUAAUCGUCGACAGGCCAAAGGCUAAUGGUUUAUCUUUCGCCCUUCAUUCUUCACCUUUAGAGUGCCACACUACCACUUUUUGCAUUAGACUCCAUUACCUAUCAUCGCGACAGUCGCCAUGGGCGUUACCGCAACGGUUAAGGGACGAAACACGGUUCUUUCCCAAACGUCCGACACUUCGGUCCCCUCGUCGCAAGACAUUGACUCGAAACCCAAAUACACAGAUGGCGAAUCUGACGAGUUCGAGUUCGGCGGAUCCUUCGGAGCAGCUGCCCUGAUGAUCGGCUUUCCUCUACUCAUGUGGUAUAUGUGGAUCGGUGCCACAUACUACGAUGGCCAAUUUCCAACACCGGAGGCUGGACAGAGUUGGGGAGACUUCGCGCGUCACUUAGCUCACCUUGUCUACGAAGGAGCCUACCCCACAGCAAAGGCCUGGGCAGUAUACUGGGUCUUCUUCAUCUUCGAAGCGCUCAUGUACUGCUAUAUGCCGGGCGUAAUGAGCCAGGGCCGCCCGCUCCGCCACGAAGGCGAUAAGAAGCUUCCUUAUUACUGUUCAGCCUACACCAGCUGGUAUGCAACUCUUGCAAUCGCCGCUGCGCUCCACAUCUCAGGACUCUUCCCCUUGUAUACCCUCAUUGACGAGUUCGGCUCAAUUAUGACUGUGGCAAUCCUCUCUGGCUUCCUCAACAGUAUAGCUGUAUAUGUUCAGGCUGUUGUACGUGGUAGAACUCAUCGCCUUACCGGAUACCCCAUCUAUGACUUUUUCAUGGGCGCCGAGCUGAACCCACGGAUCGGUAUCCUGGACUUCAAGAUGUUCUACGAAGUUCGCAUCCCUUGGUUCAUACUAUUUCUCAUUACUGCCUCUGUAGCGGCGAGACAGUAUGAAACCUACGGCUACGUCUCAGCUGAGGUUAUUUGUUUGAUGGGUGCGCACUUCAUCUAUGCCAACGCUUGCGCUAAGGCAGAGCAGCUCAUCAUUACUUCUUGGGACAUGUACUUUGAGAAGCUGGGCUUCAUCUUGACUUUCUGGAACAUGGCCGGCGUUCCCUUCACAUACUGCCACUGCGCACUCUACCUCGUAAACCACGACCCGUCCAAGUAUCGUUGGAGCCGACCUGUCCUCUUCGCAUUCAGUGUUGUGUACUUGUUCAUGUACUGGAUGUGGGACUCAUCGAACGGACAGAAGAACUCAUUUCGUCAACAGGAGCGUGGCCAGCUGAUCAAGCGUAAGGCGUUUCCUCACAUGCCCUGGACGGUUAUCGAGAACCCGCGCGUGAUCGAGACGAAGGCUGGAGAUCGGAUCAUGGUCGAUGGGUGGUUCGCCAUCAUCCGCAAGCCCAAUUAUGUACCCGAUAUGUUCUUCUCGAUAUCAUGGGGUCUCAUUACUGGAUUCAAGAGCCCUUUCCCUUGGUUUUACUUUGUCUUCUUCAUGGUCAUGAUCAUUCACCGUGCCAAGAGGGACAUCGUAAGAUGUCGCCGCAAGUACGGAGAGGCCUGGACCCAAUAUGAGAAGGAGGUCCCCUAUCUGUUCAUCCCGUACAUCAUCUAGUUUGGUCCGUCGAACUUCAUAAAGAUUUCGCUGUGGGGGACAUCCAAGGAACAGAAGGAGAGGGAGGAACUUGCGCAGGGCAAGGAAUUGUUGGAAACAUGAGCUUCGAGUGCCAGCCCAAUCCUCUGCAACGAGACAAGGCCGGACGAAGCAAGCAAAAAUUCGCAGGGUGGUCGACUUAGACAGAAGUAGCCCAGCACAAUCUCACACCGUAGAAUCUCA